GUCACGUAACCACAUUAACCAAUCAAAUGCCUCUGCUGAAGCUCCGCCUAAUAUCUCAGGACAGUUUAAAAGGUUGCUGCAGACCGGAACAAGUCAUUCCGUUCUAGAAAGCUAGACAGAAAUCUAAGUACAAUGGCAAGAACCAAACAAACUGCUCGUAAGUCCACCGGAGGUAAAGCCCCGAGGAAGCAGCUCGCCACCAAAGCCGCCCGUAAGAGCGCUCCGGCCACCGGCGGCGUCAAGAAGCCUCACCGCUACAGGCCCGGCACCGUGGCUCUGCGAGAGAUCCGUCGCUACCAGAAGUCCACCGAGCUGCUGAUCCGCAAGCUGCCCUUCCAGCGUCUGGUGCGAGAGAUCGCUCAGGACUUCAAGACGGACCUGCGCUUCCAGAGCUCCGCUGUCAUGGCCCUGCAGGAGGCCAGCGAGGCUUAUCUGGUCGGUCUGUUCGAGGACACCAACCUGUGCGCCAUCCACGCCAAGAGAGUCACCAUCAUGCCCAAAGACAUCCAGCUGGCCCGCCGCAUCCGUGGAGAGCGCGCCUAAACACACGACUGACUCACACAGUCAACACCAAAGGCUCUUUUCAGAGCCACUCACAUUUUCACACGAAGAGUUUCGGAUGUUUCUACAUUUUAAUGAACUAUGUUAUAGAGAAAUAGGGUAAAUGUUUACAAAGCCCGCAUUUAUUUUAUCCAAAAUACAGCAAAAGUAGUUAUAUUGUGAAAUAUCUUUACUAUUUAACCCUUGUAUAAUGGUGUCUGUAUUUGUGGGACUGUCUUUCACUUUUUAUCAAAAGAAAAUUAUACUGAGAAUUGUUUUAUUUUUAACUCCAGACUCAUUGGCCUUGUUGACUCAUUUUCUGUGAAGAACAUUUAUCAGAUUUAUUUUUUUUCAGUAACCACUCACUACACCCCCAAACUGAAUUACAAACCCAAAACUGCAGCUUGUCCACCAGACCCACAAACACUGGCUGAAACAUAUAUAUAUAUAUAUUUCUUUUUUUAACUGGUUUCUUGCUGUUUUUGAAUGAGCUAUGGCUGAUGUGCAUAACUGGAUGGUGAAAUUGAGAUGAAAUUAUUAGUUUGCUAGAACCACAAGCAGUUCUGUCUUGGCAGAAGUAAAAGCGAACAAUGUUAGGUAGGUUAUUCCAGAGUUUAGGUGCUAAAUAGGAAAGGGUCUGUUGCUCGCAGUUGAUUUUGAUAUUCUAGGUAUUAUCAAAUUGCCUGAGUUUUGAAAACAUAGCGGAUGUAGAGGAUUAUAAUGUAAAAGGAGCUCAAUUGAAUACUGAGGUGCUAAACCAUUCAGGGCUUUAUAAGUAAUAAGCAAGAUUUUUAAAUCUUUACGAUGUUUGAUAGGGAGCCAGUGCAGUGUGGACAGGACCGGGCUAAUAUGGUCAUACUUCCUGGUUCUAGUAAGAACUCUUGCUGCUGCAUUUUGGACUAGCUGUAGUUUGUUUACUAAGCGUGCAGAACAACCACCCAAUAAAGCAUUACAAUAAUCUAACCUUGAGGUCAUAAAUGCAUGGAUUAACAUUUCUGCAUUUGGCAUUGAGAGCAUAGGCCUUAAUUUAGAUAUCUUUUUGAGAUGGAAAAAUGCAGUUUUACAAAUGCUACAAACGUGGCUUUCUAAGGAAAGAUUGCGAUCAAGUAGCACACCUAGGUUCCUAACUGAUGACAAAGAAUUGACAGAGCAGCCAUCAAGUCUUAUACAGUGUUCUAGGUUAUUACAUGCAGAGUUUUUCGGUCCUAUAAUUAACACCUUUGGGUUUUUUAAUUUCAGAAUAUAGCAGUUAGAAAUUACUCGUCAUCCAGUUUUUUUAUAUAGACUAUGCAUUCACUUAGUUUUUCAAAUUGGUAUGUUUUGCCGGGCUGCGAAUAUAUAGAAAUGUAGAGCUGAGUAUCAUCAGCAUAACACUGAAGCUAACACCGUGUUUCCUGAUGAUAUCUCCCAACGGUUGCAUGUAAAGUGUGAAGAGUAACGGCCCUAGUACUGAGCCUUGAGGUACUCCCUUAUGUCUUUUCCUUUCUGUCAGUCGUCGUGAGUAGAUUGUUUUGCCUUUGUUGAAUACACUGAUGUUUUUGUGGCUUAUCAUAUCAUUCAUGUGAGAUACAGGAGACACUUGACCUCUGUAAUGUCUGAGGAGAAUAUGCCUAGAUACAGGGGCAACUUUUGAGAAAUGUUAUGGGCAAGGUUGCCAUCAACGGGCAAACAAGUGAGACACAGGACCCACGACUGAUCUAAAGUAUCCAGUUGCCCAUUCUCAAUGGGAAAGCUCCCGAGCAGCAUUGCUCAAAAAAAGUUGCCCAGUGUAUCAUCAUCUUUAGGUUUUUUCUUAGGUGACCAUAGGGUUGAACUGCCGGUCUGUUUUGCAUUUUGUAUUUUUAACAGCAGGACUAUGUAAUAUAAUGCAAAUGUAUCAUGCUAAUUGCUAAUGACAAUUCAGCUAGUAUUACCUUUGUUAUUAACUGCCACAAAAGCUCAAAUGUCCUUUGGUGUGACACUUUGGCCUGUCACACCAUAGGACAAGACCUCCUUAAGAAGCUAUUAAAGCAAAUAAAUAAAGCUUUUUAACAUAUUUUUCAUUGUUUUUUGACCAGUUUUGAUUAUUUUAAUUUCAAUAAUGACUUCCAUAAUGUUUAUUACCGUUUUUUGGAGACUACAUAAAAUAUUAUGAAGUGUUACUAAAACAACUAUAAUGUAUAAUGUAACAACUAUAAACAAAUAUAAAGUACAUAAAUACAGUGUUACUACUUAUAAUGUUACUUAACUUUUUUUUUUUUAGAACAGAAAGAACUGAGGGGGUAUGAGUGCAAAAGAGAGGACCAGACAGUAUAGGAAGCAAAUAAAAAAAAAAGAUCCACAUAGAAAGGAGGCGAUCCUAAGAGAACGACGGAGAAAGUAAAUCAAACUGAAAUGUUGCCAUAUACAUCUUAAAAUAAUUCAGGGAUCUUUCUGAGUGACUGAAUUACUGCUUAUUAUUCAUCAUUAGAAUAGACCUGUGUGAGGUUCAGUUUCAACAAUAGUUACAUAAUAAGCUUGUUAUUUCAGAAUAAUAUUCUAUUUUGUGUUUUAUAAGAAUUUGACAAGUGGUUACAUUUGUAGGGAAAACACAGUAUAGGUCAUGAGUUCAUAAUUGAGUAUACAUUACAUUAAUUUCUCUGUUGAUCCAUUCAUCUAUACUCUAUAAUUAUUUCAAACGUAUCAUGAAAAGAAGGCUCUCUGAGAAUUUGAUACAUUCAACAUUAAAGCCUAGGAAGGAAGAGACAAACUGAACUGAGGAAGAUUUGAAAGGAAUCCCCCCCCCCCCCAAAAAAAGAUAAAGGGGCAGAGAAAAAGGCAUUACUUGCCAUUCCUAACUAAGAAUAUGUUUUAAUGGUGUUCAUGAAUGUUAUGCAAUGUUUUUAGGAAUUUUAUUUUCCUGUAACUGUAACUGUUUGACUGAUGAAUUUUGCAGUUUGACAAUGUCACAUUAUUGUUUUGAAAUGGCAUUUUACUGAAUUUCUUAAAAGAUCAUGCAUCAAUGUUUCCUUAUUGAUGGAUCUAUAAGUAUCAAAGUUACUUUUGGUGUGCUAUGUUUUGCACAGUUUAUAUUGUUGAAAAAUAAAAACAAAUGUCCUCCUUUGUAAUUGUUACAAUAAACACUACAUAUUCUGA
Carassius gibelio (silver crucian carp) is the source of this 3654-nucleotide messenger RNA. RefSeq names its product histone H3. The coding region runs from base 133 to 543 and encodes 136 amino acids. The transcript has a single exon. Gene Ontology annotation, molecular function: protein heterodimerization activity; structural constituent of chromatin; DNA binding. The record is from RefSeq and is a predicted model, not a curated record. Lineage: Eukaryota; Metazoa; Chordata; Actinopteri; Cypriniformes; Cyprinidae. Gene Ontology annotation, cellular component: nucleosome.